CGGGGAUCCACAAAACGGGUGUAUUGCAUAUUGCUAUAUAUAUGAAUUUAAGCAAUACUAUGCUUCUAAAGUGUCUGGUGCGAUGGUCUCGUCGCUUAUCUUAUCGCAUGCCUACCGACUUGGAGGGACGUAGGGCAAAAAAAGACUUUUAUUCUCGUGCCGUCGGUUUAUGCGGCGCAACUCCACGCGGCAAUCCGAAUCCCCGAGAACUAUGAUGAACUGUUCGUGUCGUGCGACUCCCUUGAGGAUAUUCAUCCAGAGCCUCACAGAUCUUCGCUUGUCUAAUCCAGCUACUGCUAUAACCACGCGGCGGAUCCAAUUUAGCUAUCCGAGGGCCACCGGUUGCCAACUACGAUGCAGUCCCUCCCAACCCUUCAGUGCUGCAGCCUCCUUAGGUCUUCCGGGGACGACGACCCCUGACGAGCCGGCUACUCGUUCCCCAGCACACGGCCAAUCGGCGGAGGCUCCUAGACGGAGUCCGUCCGACGGUAGCACGGCUGGUAGACGCCGCGGAAGACUGUUUGAGGUUUCCGAGGACGCUGUAGCCAAGGGAAAGCUGCAAGGCGCAAUCGCCGAGUUGUCACUCGAAUCGAUCGAUGCUCUGCUUGAAGAUGCGGACAGAAAUUCAUUACCGGCGAAGAAGAAGAAGAAGAAGAAGAGUCAUGCGCGACCUGUUACCGAUCGCAAGGCGACAGCUCCGUUUCCGAAAAUUUCUCGGCAUCUAGAUCCUGAACGAGAUGCGCAGUCUGACGAACAAGGCCUGCCUGCUCUCGGUUCUAAAGGGCCCAAACGACUCAAGCGAAAAGCUCGACAUAGUAAAGACACCCGCUCUGCUGUCGGUCCCGUAUUAGAGACACAGUCCGACAUGGGUACUCUACCUGCAGCUGAUUCUCAACUGGAGGCGCCCGUCCUGCCCAGCAAGCUGAAGAGGCGGAAGAUCGUGGGACGACUGCGUACGAAAAAAAAAACCGGGGCGUCAAAGAUGCCUGCGAAGUUGCGGCGCCAACCGUGGUUUAUCCAGAAAGAAGCGCUCCAGCAGAAAUUUCCGGAAGGUUGGAACCCGCGCAAACGGCUGUCGCCGGACGCGAUCCAGGGGAUCCGCGCGCUCAAUGCGCAGUUCCCCGAUCAGUACCGAACGGAGGCGCUGGCGCGCAAGUUCGAGGUGUCGCCCGAGGCGAUCCGACGGAUCCUCAGGACGAAGUGGACCCCCAGCGCCGAGGAGGAGAUCGAUCGCCAGGAGCGGUGGUUCAAACGCGGCAAGAAGGUCUGGGCACGGAAGGUGUUGCUGGGCGUCAAGGCGCCCAAACGGUGGCGCAAGGAGGGCAUCGUCCGCGAUCCGUAUUGGAACCGGCCGCGGGGACAGCCUACUCCACGCCGGCGACCCCUACGGCCGAACGAGAUCCCCUUUGUGAAUCUCUAGUCUAGCGUCGCUCGGAAGAAUCUCCACUAUGUACGAUUACGCUGUGGGUGGCACCUCUUCGAUUGGGAUGGGAUAGAUAAUAGUGACUGAGGACCGCCAGUGUGCUCAAGAGUUGACUGCAUCAACUCCAAGAAAGGGGCGAGUGGCCAUUAUAAAUUUCUCACAUCGUUUCUUCGCUCUAAGCCACCACCUAGAAAAUACAUUCUAGAUUUUAAUAAGCGUAGAGAUGGGAGACAUGGGAGUGAAAGCAACGACGAGCCUCUCUCCUAGCUGGUUUUGGGGGGCACCUUUCGGCUUUCCUCGACGGGGGGGGAAACGACUGUAUUCACAUUCCCAAUGCCAAUCAUCCAUGUGCUCGGCGCAUGACAGCAAUCUUCUGGUUAGCGCCGUUGGCCAUGCAGGUCUGAUCACUGGACUAGUCGCCUGAUUGGAAAGAUGUGCUGUU
Molecule: messenger RNA, 1865 nt
Organism: Durotheca rogersii
Lineage: Eukaryota; Fungi; Ascomycota; Sordariomycetes; Xylariales; Xylariaceae
Exons: 1
Coding region: 170-1420 (416 amino acids)
Cellular component (GO): nucleus
Source: RefSeq, a predicted model, not a curated record